This is a messenger RNA of Rhododendron vialii, 636 nucleotides long. RefSeq names its product G-type lectin S-receptor-like serine/threonine-protein kinase LECRK4. Gene Ontology annotation, molecular function: protein kinase activity; ATP binding. Gene Ontology annotation, biological process: protein phosphorylation. NCBI's taxonomy places the organism in Eukaryota, Viridiplantae, Streptophyta, Magnoliopsida, Ericales, Ericaceae. The record is from RefSeq and is a predicted model, not a curated record.
AUGGCGUUAUGCUGGUGUGCUCGUAAUUCGUUGAAUCUAUGGCUCCAAAAUGUGACAAAAGGGUUCAAGGAAGAACUGGGAAGGCAUUCAUUCGGCAUUGUUUACAAAGGCUCAGUGAAAUAUGGUUCUAACACUCAAGUUGCAGUCAAGAAGUUGGACAAGUUGUCACAAGGAUGAGAUAGGGAAUUCAAAGCCGAACUGAAUGAGAUUGGGAGAACCCAUCACAAGAAUCUGGUCCAAUUGCUGGGCUGUUGUUAUGAGGGGACACACAGGCUUCUAGUGUAUAAGUUCAUGAGCAAUGGCAGUUUGGCGGAUUUCCUCUUUGGCAUCCCAAGACCUGAUUGGUAUCAUAGGGUCCAACUAGCUCUAGGGAUUGCCAGAGGACUGGUAUACUUACAUGAAGAUUGCAGUACCCCAAUAAUCCAUUGUGACAUAAAGCCUCAAAACAUACUCAUCGACGAAUUGUUCAGACCACAAAUUUUUGACUUUGGAUUGGCAACCCUCGUGCUCAAUCAAACUUGAACUCAUAGAGGGAUAAGAGGGACUCGAGGAUAUGUGGCUCCAGAGUGGUUCAGAAAUGUACUUGUGACAACUUAAGUGGAUGUACGUAGCUUCGGUGCAUGUUGCUCAAGAUAA